ACUCGCCGAUCUAUGGCAUCCUCGUCUUCGGUUACACGUCGCAAGAAUACUUCCCCGCUUCUGGUCUCCACCCCUGCUGAGGACACCCCGCACCUCCAUGGCGAUCGGUCCCUUCCACCCCCGCCGGCCAUCUCCGCCGGUCGCCGACCUCGUCCGCACCCGGCAUCCUCAGUCGAACGUCAUCGGGCUUCUCCGUCCUCACUCUCAGGCAAUGAAGAUCCCCUCCACCGUGGUCGCCUGACCCGUCAGUCGCAGUCAGAAAGCUCGCAGCUUUCCGAGGAUCCUCCCCGGCCACUCGACUUCUCCGCCAAGCAUGGUCACCUGAUCAAGGCACUUCCUAUGCUUAAAGUUGGUCCUCCUGUGGCCACCAGUGACCCCAUAGUUGUAUCUACAACUCCACCUCUUGUUCCCAUCCCAGUGAGAAGCUACAAUUACUUGAGUAAGGAUGAGAUUGAGGAGAGGCAGAGGCAACAACGCAAUAUGGCAGAGGUGGUAGUCGUGUACCGGUCCGUUGUACUUCUCAUCUUCACUGCUGCACUCUUCUACUAUGAAUACCAAAGGCUGAUAAUCUUGGUCUCUGAGAUUGCUGCGGUCUCUUGCCUUCUUCUUUAUCUCUGGUCCUCCCACAUUAUGCAGUUUUGGUUAGAGCGUCCAGUGACCGAGGAUGCCUCAUUGGUCGUGUUUGUUUGGUGCUUAGUGCUUUGCCUGCUAGGGUUUCUUGUAGGAGUGAUGAUUAGUCCAGUUGCUGCUAUGGCCAUCACCAGUUUGGCUGCAAUAUGCAUGUCAACAUUUUUUGUGCGAAGUCUACAUGAGUAUCUACAUACAAGAUUAGCGUGUUGUCUCAGUGAGGUAGGAGACAGUUUCUCCAGUGCCGUGGCUCAGGGAGGGCAUACCAAGAAGAGGAGAUCAGUUUCUCACCAAGAAGUUGUAGCUGCCAAGCCCCCAUGGAAAUAGCUGUUCUGCUCGCGAGCACAGGUGAGCACUUUAUCACAACGGCUCGCCAAGGCAUCGGGAUGUGUAGCGUUCAAUUAUUCAGCGAAGUGGUCGAUCGUUUUUAAAACACGGGAGAGGGGAAUACGGUAUGCGGGUGUGUCGUAUGCCGCGCCGGUGACGGAGCCCGCAGGCGGCGCCGUGACGGGCGCUUUCCUGAGCCGUGGCUCGGGAAGGCGUUGUACUGCUGAUCCGUGGCUCGGGAAGUGGGACUUCCGCUGUCGGUGGUGGGCAGGCUAGUAAAUGAGGAAUCAGAUCGUCGUCGUGCUGUCCCCCACCUCUGGCCACUCUUUCUUGGAUCGCCAUUGACGCACGCGGAGGUCGGCGGUGGAUGAAAUACACGGCGGCGCUUGUGGGGAUGGA
Triticum dicoccoides is the source of this 1353-nucleotide messenger RNA. RefSeq lists its product as uncharacterized. Bases 13 to 954 code for a protein of 313 amino acids. The transcript has 3 exons. The record is from RefSeq and is a predicted model, not a curated record. NCBI's taxonomy places the organism in Eukaryota, Viridiplantae, Streptophyta, Magnoliopsida, Poales, Poaceae.